GUGCCCGCCUCCUCUGCAGACUACAGCGAACUGCGGCAGGGCUGAUGUAAAGUUGCAUGUCCGUCGCCGAAUAGGCAACCGCAGCUGACAGCGACUGCUGGCUUUCAUUUCUGCGCUUUGAGUCAGAAUUAUUGAGGUUUUCAUCGCAAGCGGGGCGUCGCAGCACCCGGUGUGACAUGGCGGCAGAAAUAACGGAAGGCGUUGGUCAAGUCUCUGUUGGUGAACUGUAUGUGUCAGACAAAUGUGGCAACGACCAGGACGGAGAUGGCACCGAGCAGAAACCCUUCAAAACUGCUCUCAAGGCUCUGCUUUUUGCUGGGAAAGAACCGUUCCCAACCAUCUAUGUAGAGUCACAGAAGGAUGGAGAGCACUGGGCGGUCAUCUCUAAGACGCAGAUGAAGAAUGCAAAGAAGGCCUUCAACCGUGAGCAGAUGAAGAGUGACGCCAAAGAAAAGAAGGAGGCAGAGGACACUGAAAGGAGAGAAAAGAAUCUGGAAGAAGCCAAGAAGAUAGUCAUUGAGAAGGACCCCAACUUGCCUGAGCCUGAUACGAUUAAGAUCCAUCAUCUGGAGUCAAAGCGAGGUCAAAGAGUCAGAGUGUUUGGGUGGGUGCAUCGUCUCAGGAGACAAGGGAAGAAUCUGAUGUUCAUUGUUCUGAGAGAUGGAACUGGUUUCCUACAAUGUGUCCUGUCUGAUAAACUGUGCCAAUGCUACAACGGCCUGGUGUUGUCCACAGAGAGCACUGUAGCUCUGUACGGGAUCGUCACUCCAGUUCCUGAGGGGAAACAGGCGCCUGGAGGCCACGAGCUGCACUGUGACUUCUGGGAACUGAUUGGCUUGGCUCCAGCAGGUGGUGCUGAUAACCUGCUGAAUGAAGAGUCGGAUGUGGACGUCCAGCUGAACAACCGGCACAUGAUGAUCAGAGGAGAGAAUGUCUCAAAGAUCCUGCGAGUGCGAUCCACGGUCACGCAGUGCUUCAGGGAGCACUUCUUCAGCCGUGGCUACUACGAGAUCACUCCACCCACCCUGGUGCAGACGCAGGUGGAGGGAGGCUCCACCCUCUUCAACCUCAACUACUUUGGUGAGCAGGCAUACCUCACACAGUCCUCCCAGCUCUACCUGGAGACCUGCAUUCCUGCACUGGGGGACACGUUCUGCGUAGCCCAGUCCUACCGGGCCGAGCAGUCCCGCACCCGCAGACACCUGUCUGAGUACACUCACAUCGAGGCCGAGUGUCCCUUCAUAACGUUUGAAGAGCUUCUGGACAGACUGGAGGACCUGGUGUGUGACGUAGUGGACCGAGUGCUCAAAUCUCCUGCUGCUCAGCUGCUCUACGACAUCAACCCCGACUUCAAACCUCCCAAGAGGCCGUUUAAGAGGAUGAACUACAGCGAAGCCAUUGAGUGGCUCAGAGAACAUGAUGUCAAGAAGGACGACGGAUCCUACUAUGAGUUUGGAGAAGACAUCCCUGAGGCUCCAGAGAGGCAGAUGACUGACGCCAUCAAUGAGACCAUCCUGCUCUGUCGCUUCCCAGCUGAGAUCAAGUCCUUCUACAUGCAGCGUUGUGCUGAGGACAAACGCCUCACUGAGUCGGUUGAUGUAUUGAUGCCCAAUGUUGGCGAGAUCGUUGGAGGCUCGAUGCGUAUCUGGGACGCAGAGGAGCUGCUGGAGGGAUACAAGAGGGAGGGAAUCGACCCAAGCCCGUACUACUGGUACACUGACCAGAGGAAGUACGGCACCUGUCCUCACGGCGGUUAUGGUCUGGGUCUGGAGCGCUUCCUCACCUGGCUGCUGAACAGACACCACAUCAGAGACGUCUGCCUGUACCCACGAUUCAUCCAGCGAUGCCGACCUUGAACAGUGAUUUCCAAACAUUGGGGGGUUUCGGGACCUGGCAUGUGGCUGCGCUUAAUGAGCCAUAAGAUGAGAAAGAAUUCAAUGUUUCGUCCUGCUCUUCUGUUUUCUUCAUCGAUUCUGAAAUUGAUCACUUCUACAUCUGAUCUAAGGUUGAUUAUUUAACACACUGUAAUUAAUCGUGUCUGCAAGGCCUCAAAUAUCUCAAACAAGGUUCUAAAUGCUGCAAAAUGAUCACCAAAAAAUAGUACUUUUCUUCAACUUACUGUUUGUUUAGUAAAAACAAUGAUUGCAUAAAAAUGGUUAAACUAAUUUAAAAAACAAACAGAUUCCUGUUGAAUUGUUUAAGAAAAUAAACUGUAAGUUGAAUUUAAAAGUCAUGUUGAUGUUUAUCUACUGCCAUUACCACAAAAACAUCUUGGACUAAUACAUGUUGGUUGAAGAUGUGUUACAUUUCAAAAUGAAGCUCCUAGUUUAGAGAACCGAUAGAACACAGACAUUGUAUCAGUAAUCACUUCCUCAUGCAAAACCGUACACACACACACACAUACAGCUCUACCCCUUCAUAACUGCACUUGAUGACCAGUCGAAUUGUUCUGAUCAUGGCUUUGUUCACUUGUCAUGUACAUGAAUAUUUUUCUUCUCAGCUGAGUCCUGAAUAAAAAAUUAAAGGACUGUCAUUGGUGAUGUAAUAUGCUGUGAGAGCCUGUAUUUUUGUUCUGCCUCUCAGUAAACUGUGAUGUCAGUG
This is a messenger RNA of Betta splendens (Siamese fighting fish), 2601 nucleotides long. RefSeq names its product asparaginyl-tRNA synthetase 1 (gene nars1). The record is from RefSeq and is a predicted model, not a curated record. Gene Ontology annotation, biological process: asparaginyl-tRNA aminoacylation. The transcript is spliced from 15 exons. Gene Ontology annotation, molecular function: nucleic acid binding; ATP binding; asparagine-tRNA ligase activity. Lineage: Eukaryota; Metazoa; Chordata; Actinopteri; Anabantiformes; Osphronemidae. Bases 177 to 1856 code for a protein of 559 amino acids. Gene Ontology annotation, cellular component: cytoplasm.